Molecule: messenger RNA, 2090 nt
Organism: Sesamum indicum (sesame)
Lineage: Eukaryota; Viridiplantae; Streptophyta; Magnoliopsida; Lamiales; Pedaliaceae
Product: internal alternative NAD(P)H-ubiquinone oxidoreductase A1, mitochondrial
Cellular component (GO): mitochondrion
Molecular function (GO): NADH dehydrogenase activity
Source: RefSeq, a predicted model, not a curated record
CUGUAGUUCCUCUCUCGGGUUUCCAGGCUCCGGCUUGCCUAGUUGAUCUCUGUAUAUUUGGACGCUUCGAUCGGAAAUUACACGAUUUAGAGGAAUUGGUAAUGUGCGGAUGCUGAAAUUUAUAGUGAAUUUUCGCGGUUCAGUUUCAGUGAAAUCAGCGUUUUUAGUUUGAGUAGCUGCAGCUCUUGGUUUUGUCAUUCAGGGAAAAAACUGUAUGAAGAUUAGCAUUUACUGUUGUUGAUGAGAAUAUUACGGAAGAAUUUCGUUCUUAGUCGGAUGGAUCGCCAAGAUUGAAAGCAAUGGGGAAGAGAACAUGGGAGAAAACUUGCUAAGAGAAGCAAAGACGAACACAUCCAUGUUGACAGAGCACCCACCCUCAAGAGAAGUAUCCCGGUCUGGGGCCCACGAAGGGGGACGAGAAGCCAAGAGUGGUGGUUCUGGGUUCGGGUUGGGCCGGGUGCAGGCUCAUCAAGGAUAUUGAUACCAAGAUUUAUGAUGUUGUCUGUGUCUCACCCAGAAAUCACAUGGUGUUCACUCCACUCCUCGCUUCCACUUGUGUAGGAACGCUUGAGUUCCGGUCGGUUGCUGAGCCGAUCGGGAGGAUCCAGCCCGCCAUUUCGAGAGAACCCGGUUCUUAUUUCUUCUUGGCUAAUUGUACUGGGGUUGACUUCCAGAAUCACCAGGUUCACUGCCAAACUGUCACUGAAGGUGUGGAAACCUUAGAUCCAUGGAACUUCAAAGUUGCAUACGACAAGCUAGUAAUUGCUUCUGGAGCACAGGCUUCUACAUUUGGAAUUAAGGGUGCAAAUGAACAUGCAACCUUUCUUCGUGAAGUUCAUCAUGCUCAGGAGAUCAGGAGGAAACUGCUGCUAAAUCUGAUGCUGUCAGAUGUGCCAGGAAUAACUGAUGAAGAGAAGCGUAGGCUUCUGCAUUGUGUUGUUGUUGGAGGUGGUCCCACAGGAGUUGAGUUCAGUGGAGAACUUAGUGACUUUAUACAGAAGGAUGUUCAUCAAAGAUACGCACAUGUGAAAGAUUAUAUUCAUGUUACUCUGGUUGAGGCAAAUGAGAUUCUAUCAUCCUUCGAUGAUCGCCUCAGAAAAUAUGCAAUUAAGCAAUUGACCAAGUCAGGAGUUCGUCUUGUCCGUGGAAUUGUGAAGGAUGUCCAAGCUGAAAAGAUAAUUCUUAGCGACGAUACUGAGAUUCCAUAUGGUGUUUUAGUGUGGUCCACAGGGGUUGGUCCUUCAGCAUUCGUGAAUUCCCUGGAAAUUCCUAAAGCACCUGGCGGAAGGAUUGGCAUUGAUGAAUGGCAACGUGUCCCUUCUGUCCAGGACGUGUUUGCAAUUGGUGACUGCAGUGGGUUUCUUGAAAAUACUGGCAGGCCCGUUCUACCAGCCUUAGCCCAGGUGGCAGAACGACAGGGAAAAUAUCUUGCAAAACUGUUGAACCACUUAGGCAAGGCCGGUGGUGGACGUGCUGAUGCUGCAAAAGAGUUGGAUUUUGGGAGCCCGUUUGUGUAUAGGCAUUUGGGGAGCAUGGCUACCAUUGGGAGGUACAAGGCCCUUGUUGACCUCAGGCAGAGCAAGGAAGGAAAAGGUCUGUCGCUGGCCGGAUUCGUCAGCUGGUUCAUUUGGCGCUCGGCAUAUCUCACUCGUGUCGUAAGCUGGAGGAACCGAUUUUACGUAGCCAUCAACUGGUUGACGACUUUUGUGUUUGGUCGUGAUAUAAGUCGGAUAUAGACACGAGCACGUUCUUGUUGUCUUGUUCACUCCAGAAUAGAUGGUGAAACACUAUGGCUCGGAUCAGGACAUUACCGUAUAUCUGUACCACGUGGUCUUUCUAUUUAGUUCCACUUCCGACCAGGAGUUGGAAAAGACUGGGGAGUUGCAAAACUCAACAACAGUCAGCUUCGUACAGUGUGAUCAAGAAGCAAUGUGUUAGGUAUACUUCUGGGUAGGACUACACACACGAUUGAACUUCGUGAAAGUUUUCCUUUGUGAAUUAUUUUGUUAAGUUAUUUGGUGUAUAUCAGAUUGGACUAUUUAUAUAUCGUCCAGUGUUUUGAUAAAAUCAAGUGGGUAAAUAUUUGCAAA